AUUGUUUUAACAGAUCGAUGGGGACGUUUUAAACGAGACAUUUAGUUAACGCUUGUACUAGAAUUAUUAGAAAUAUACGAACUUGUAUGAUACGGUCAGAAGUGCGUUCGAAUUUUCCGUAUUUUGUCCCCAAGCGUUUCUAAAUACAGUAAAAUUUAAUCACAGUUUUUCCAAAACGAUGGUUCCUAGUGCAACUAUGUGCUCGUUUCAGUCUGAAAGUUGUAAAUCAAACGAUUCAGAACUAUAUUUUGGAGAAACCAGUGGAGUUUCGAAUCAGGAUUUGAAUUAUCAGCGUGUAGAUACAGAAUCAAUGAAACUGUACAGUGGUUUAGUGUUGACUGGAAGUACGAACUCAAGUAUUAAGAAUCAAAACAAUUUAUCCCAAUUAAAAAUAAGAUCCUGUGAUAUUGAUGGUGAUGAUUAUACGUUCAGUGAACACUUUGUCUCCAGUAUUUGCAUGUUAUCUGAAUCAAGUAAUUCAUAUGCCACUAGUUCAUACUUGCACCCUUCAGAACAACUUUCACAUGAAAGCUCACUCAGAUUUAUUGGAAAAAGUAGUACAGAUUGUUCUGAAUCAGAUAAACAGGAUUCCAGAUCAGAAAAACAAAAGGAAAAGCUUAUUUCAAAUGAUGCUGGAAAAGGAUAUCAACAUAUGGAUCAAAGAAACAGUAGGCGAUUAGGUCAAAACAAGGAGAAAAACUUGUCAUUUACGUUAGCUAAUGAUACCUUUAACAUCAAUCCAUCAUCUGAAUCAAUUAAGUCGGCUUUACAACUAUCAUCACACCUAACCGAUGAUCCCAUUCAACAUUUUCAUGCUCGUCACUAUGCUAAACUAAGUCAGUAUAUGAUGUUUGUCCAUAAUCAUCUCCCCAUUCCGAUUGCAAUUACUGUAGAAAACUCCCGAGGAUCAACAGUAUCAGCCUAUAUAUUUGAAAAAAAUAGUGACACGCAUAUGAGAAAUACUCUACGUUUUUUAGGAGCCGAUUCAUUAAAAUUCAAUCCUAACAAAAAGAGCAGUAAACCUUUACAAAAAAUAUCUUCAAAUUUAAUCCUUCAUUUUGCUUGUCAAAAGCAUUGUUCUCAAUGUUUAUACCCUGGACCACUUCAAAACAAAUGCUUUAGUGUGAAAACAAAAUAUUAUGUCUUUUGGAUGCAAUUGUUGGUACUGGAAGUACAGUUUCACCACACGAAACCUGUUCACAUAACCCAUUCGUCAAUGUGCUUGUUACGUAAUAUGUGGAAUGAGUUAACAAAUGUAAGCUUACACAAUUUAUCCUGCCACAGAAGUGAUCUGAGCCCGUUAAAAACAUAUGGGGACAGUCCACACAACACGAAUAAUAAUGCAACAUCUGGACCGGAACCUAUUUAUGGUUCUCCAUUGAGGCAACCAGAAACUUUGAUAGGCAAAGAAUUAUAUACAGAAUCUAAAAUACGUGCAUGGAAUUCUUUGAAGAUAGAGUCGAAGAAAAAGAGAAAACGUCAAUCGAGUUUCUUCUUUAUAGCCACCCACUCCUAUCCAACAACCAAACAUCUCGAUAAACUAUUGAAAGAGCUGAAGGAAAUUGGUUAUUUUGAACUAUUUCAAAUGAAGAAAACAAAAAUGCCGAAAGCAUAUACCGAAAAAGUACAAUGGGAUUGUUUUGUCUGUGGUAGUGAUGAAGUUUGGAAGGACCAUUCUGCAGGGACUGUAUGUAUGACAGGAAUCAACGGAAGAAAAAAAAAUGAGACCUCCGUACAGGGAAACGUGUUUAACUUAGAUUACGAGCUUAACCCUCUGAAUCCGCGACUAACUGGCACACUAAAGAUAAAGCAUAUCAAAACUAUCCCACGUGUAUUAGCAUGGAUAACAAGUUGGCAGGUACGAGAAUUUAAACUAGAAGAUGGAUUUAUUGCGUGGAAAUAUUUUGAAACGAAGCAUAACAUCAGUUGGCCAAAGUUACCUAUUUUCAAAGCUGGUUGCGAAAAGUCAAAUCAGCAAUCAUCCUACAGAGAUGUUUCAUCAAAGAGAUGGGAUUCAUCAUUAAAAACCAGAACGAAAAAGAACUGGUCCUACCUUUCAGUGGAUGAAAUUCUACACGUAAAAGGUAAUUACCAAAAAGGCACUCCACAUCUUGAUCAUCUCGAAAUCGAAACAUGUGAUCACGGUACGUGGUUAGUAAAGCCACACUUAAAUGGGUAUUGUAGUGAUUUACUUAAAUCAAACACAGUGAAUUCAACUAGAGAUCGUUUAAUUAGUGACUCCUUAGACUUAUGGCUACGUGGAUUACAAAUCGCUAUGGUGCGAUCUAGCCAAAAAUGAAUUACCAUAAAUAAUAGUGGAAUGAAAAACGAGUCAAUUAUCAAUUUUAACAGCGUGAGGCGUGAUUGAUUGGUUGACAGUGAUACAAAGUGACUUUAGUUCUACCUCGAAUAUAACGUUUUUACAUAUUUACUCAACGUGUUGUUGGGGUGAGAAAAUGUAAUAUGAUGAAUAGAUUUUCCCGAAAAUCACCUUUAAAUACGACUCAAUCGAUAAACUAUUAACAAACGCAGUGUAUAUUCACCGAAUGGGUAAGUAAAUCAAUUCCUUUGAAGGAAAUUUACCAACGAAAUAAAAUUAAUUUAAAAUCA
Molecule: messenger RNA, 2610 nt
Organism: Schistosoma margrebowiei
Lineage: Eukaryota; Metazoa; Platyhelminthes; Trematoda; Strigeidida; Schistosomatidae
Source: the annotation of a GenBank genome assembly